AUGAAAUAUGAUUGUUUAAGAGGAAAUGAACGUUUCAAUGAUGGUUCAUCAAUAACAACAUUAAUUAUAAUAUUUUUAUUUCCAUUAAAAUUUUGGAUUCAUAGUUUUGCACAAAUGUCUCAAAUAUCAAAUCGAUCAUUUUUACAUAUUCAAUGUAUGUUAUUAGAUUAUUUUCUUCGAAUAUUUAUCCAUAUGGAUCAAUGGUUAAAUGCAUGUGUAGCUUGUGAAAGAGCAAUAACAGUUGUUAAAGGUGCUCGUUUUAUUAUAACAACAUUUCAAUUUUUUGCUUCAUUUAUAAUUAAUUUUAAUUCAGCAUUCAUUCUUAUAGCACAGAAACCUCGUCGACAAUCAACUAUUCAAAGAAAACGAAAUUUUAAAGAUAUUUCAAAAGAAAAUUGUCGAGAACAUAAACACCUAUUUAUUGCACUUGCUAUAUUAGUGAUUCUUGCUUUACCACGUUUAAUUAUUUCUUUUACAUCAAAAUGUAUGCAAUCAAGCAAAGACUCGUGGUUAUUUCUUUCAGCAUAUCUUAUUUCAUUAAUUCCCAGCAAUGCUUACUUUCAUUGUGUAUGUAUUACCAUCAAGAUUUUAUAAAAAAGAAUUUCAUAAAUCAAUUGUUCAGUACCGAACGAAUAUACAACGACGCUUACACAUUGUGCUAUGAAAAAAAAGGUAUAAAUAUAACUAAGUUUAACAUUAAUAUUUACGCUUUAUUUUUUGUCAAUAAAUAUGAACAUUAAUUAUGUAAAUAAAUUAUUUAAUCAUUCGUAUGUUAUAGUUUUAUCGUCUUGUAAGGACUGACUUAUUUUUCAACAUUAUUAUCAUUUGUUCUCAUAAUAUUUUAUGUUGAGGGUGAG
Messenger RNA from Adineta steineri, 857 nucleotides. Lineage: Eukaryota; Metazoa; Rotifera; Eurotatoria; Adinetida; Adinetidae. The record is from the annotation of a GenBank genome assembly.